This is a messenger RNA of Gymnogyps californianus (California condor), 3509 nucleotides long. RefSeq names its product EH domain containing 3 (gene EHD3). Gene Ontology annotation, molecular function: GTP binding; protein binding; calcium ion binding. The record is from RefSeq and is a predicted model, not a curated record. Lineage: Eukaryota; Metazoa; Chordata; Aves; Accipitriformes; Cathartidae. Gene Ontology annotation, biological process: endosomal transport; endocytosis. Gene Ontology annotation, cellular component: plasma membrane; cytoplasm. The transcript is spliced from 6 exons. The coding region runs from base 370 to 1977 and encodes 535 amino acids.
CCCGCCCUGCCUCCGCGGCAUGCCCACGCCGGGAGCCGGCAGCGUGAAGGGAGGCGGCGUCCAUCGGCGCCGCUCAGCCGAGGCUGCGAGGAGAAGCGGCUUUUUUAGCCUCCCGCGGGGACCGCUCUCUGACUGAAACCGCCGGUGCGGGUCGCGUAACGGAAGGCGGCCCUCGCGGGUGGGCGCUGGAGGGGAGCGAGGCCUGCCAGGCCGUCCCCCGGGCCCCGCCGCCGCCCGCCCGCCCGGCCUGAGAGGGCAUGCGGGGCUAGCCCACGCCGGCAGCCAGCCAGCCAGCGGCGCCUCCCCUGCCCGCCGCCCCCCGGCCCAGCCUCGGUGGUCGCUGUGGAGCUGGCUUCAGGCGGUCCCAAGAUGUUCAGCUGGCUGGGCACCGACGACCGCCGGAGGAAGGACCCCGAGGUGUUUCAGACGGUCAGCGAGGGCCUGAAAAAGCUCUACAAAACCAAGCUGCUCCCCCUGGAAGAGCACUACAAGUUCCACGAGUUCCACUCGCCGGCCCUGGAGGAUGCCGACUUCGACAACAAGCCCAUGGUGCUCCUCGUGGGGCAGUACUCCACUGGGAAGACCACCUUCAUCAGGUACCUGCUGGAGCAGGAUUUCCCAGGGAUGAGGAUUGGACCAGAGCCUACAACUGACUCCUUUAUAGCAGUUAUGCAAGGAGAUGUGGAAGGAAUCGUUCCUGGAAAUGCGUUGGUUGUGGAUCCCAAAAAACCGUUCAGGAAACUCAACGCCUUUGGCAAUGCCUUUUUGAACAGGUUCGUUUGUGCCCAACUACCUAAUCCUGUGUUAGAGAGCAUCAGCGUCAUUGAUACGCCAGGAAUCCUUUCUGGAGAAAAACAGAGAAUUAGCAGAGGUUAUGACUUCGCCGCUGUGCUGGAGUGGUUUGCAGAGCGGGUUGACCGCAUCAUUCUCCUUUUUGAUGCACACAAGCUGGACAUCUCUGAUGAGUUCUCUGAGGUCAUCAAGGCCCUGAAGAACCAUGAGGACAAGAUGAGAGUUGUUCUCAACAAGGCUGACCAGAUAGAGACUCAACAGCUGAUGCGGGUGUACGGUGCCCUCAUGUGGUCCCUGGGAAAGAUCGUCAACACUCCUGAGGUCAUCAGGGUCUACAUUGGCUCCUUCUGGUCCCAUCCGUUGCUCAUCCCCGACAACCGCAAGUUGUUUGAGGCAGAGGAGCAGGACCUGUUCAGGGAUAUCCAGAGCCUGCCCCGCAAUGCAGCCCUGAGGAAGCUGAAUGAUCUCAUCAAGCGAGCACGGCUGGCCAAGGUCCAUGCCUACAUCAUCAGUUCCCUAAAGAAGGAAAUGCCCUCAAUGUUUGGGAAAGACAAUAAAAAGAAAGAGCUCGUUAACAACUUGGGAGAGAUUUAUGCCCGCAUUGAACGGGAGCAUCAGAUCUCACCAGGAGACUUCCCUAAUCUGAGAAAGAUGCAGGAUCAGUUGCAAGCCCAGGAUUUUAGCAAGUUCCAGCCUCUGAAGAGCAAGCUGCUGGAGACCGUGGAAGACAUGCUGGCCAAUGACAUCGCCCAGCUCAUGGUGCUCGUACGCCAGGAAGAGUCACAGCGGCCGACCCAGAUGGUGAAGGGAGGAGCCUUCGAGGGCACCUUGCAUGGUCCAUUCGGCCAUGGCUAUGGCGAAGGCGCUGGUGAAGGGAUCGAUGAUGCCGAGUGGGUGGUGGCCAGGGACAAGCCCAUGUAUGAUGAGAUCUUCUACACACUCUCGCCUGUUGAUGGUAAAAUAACUGGUGCCAAUGCAAAGAAGGAGAUGGUAAGGUCUAAGCUGCCCAACACGGUGCUGGGCAAGAUAUGGAAACUGGCUGACAUCGACAAAGAUGGCAUGCUGGAUGAUGAGGAGUUUGCCUUGGCGAAUCAUCUCAUUAAAGUCAAGUUGGAGGGUCAUGAGCUGCCAAAUGAGCUCCCUUCCCAUCUCCUCCCUCCAUCCAAAAGGAAAAUAACAGAGUGAAAGGAAGGUUACAGGGGAGAGGGAAAGGGAAGGGGAAAAAAAGAUCGAGAAAAACAUGUUUACUUAAGUUAUACCUUUAGAUGUGAGAUCACCUUUGGAUUUAUACCUAUUUUGCUGUAUGAAGAAAAAAAAACUAAAAAGCAGAACAAAAAAGUCCAAUCCUUCUUCAUGAUAAUAUGCAAUUAACUCUUCCAAUGUAAUGUCCCUGCUUUCUAAUGUGUAGUCUGUAAAUAUGAAGGUAAAGAAAGGAUGUUGAGACUAGGAGAAUCUGAUAAGCAGGAAUAGAAGAAAAACUGAAGUGGGCUGCAUUUUUUGAGAGUGGAAUAGGCACUAAUAGAAAUCUGCUAACUGCCAGUAUCAUUCCUGAGCUUUGGCUGCACCUUCUGCUGUUUAACAGGUCUCUCAAACUUCAGGAGACUGAGAUCUUGAUAGUGAAGAGGAAACCACAAGGUCUCCAAGCUAUUGGCCAAACUAAAGAGCACUUCCCAAUUAACAUAAGCCCACACUAAAAUACUAGAUACUAAACCCCAGAGUUAAGAAUUUUAGGAACCUUGAUUCACUGUUAGAUGCAAAUUUUACAAGUGUUUCCCUGUCCUUAAAGAAAAAAAUAUAAAUAAAAUCUGAAACAGCUCUGAACUGGGCAGCUGGAGUUCCUCAUUGUUUGCUGUGGGACAGGCACUAAGAAUUCCCAAUCAUCUCUACCUCCCAUUCAGUCCCCGGGGGAGAUUUGUUCUGCAGGCAUGGCCAAGAGAACCACCCCCCCAAGGGAAACAGAAGGAGGGGGCACUGGAGGCAGACAUCAGCUGGGCUGGAGGGGAGGAACACCACUCCCAGGCUCACUGAACAUUUCACAACCAGUGGAUAGUGUUUUCUCUUUGAACAAUGGUGGUGUUUAUCAGUCCUGUGAAGUGGUAUGUUUACUCUCAUCGUGCACAGUGAAAGCUACUAGGUCCCAUUCUUGCUGUAAAGAUAAGAACCCCACACUGUCAGGUAGAUGGUCCAUCAUAAGAGCAGAGAACACAGUGGGGCAGUGGGCAGAGCUUGCUCUACUGCCUGUGCCCCCACAGAUAUAGCCGAGAUGUUGACAGCCUUCACCCACCCUCCUCCUCACCACACAGUAACACUUGAUCCCCUCCAGAACUUCUACCUUGAGCCAAGAGACCUUCCCCCCUUCUUUCAUGCUCUAUGAAAUUUUUGUUUUCAAGACCUGAUUUUGGCAGAAAUCCCCUGAUUUCCUAUUUUGUUUCCCAAACACACACACAUGCAGGCACUCUUCUGGUUUUUGUUGUUGCUUUGGAGCAGCGUAUUGUUCCAAUUCCUGUUGUCACUUUAUAUAAGCUGAGCUCCUACUGUGAUGAAAAACCAAGACAAGUAUAACUUAUUUUAUAUCUCUGUGUUCAUAUUAUAUAGAGAAAUAUAUUCUGUGUAUGUAGGAUGUGCUUACUGCAGUACGUUUAUCACUUGUCUUAAAAAUUAAUGCAUUAACCUUUUUUGUACCCUGGUCCUAAAACAUUAUUAAAAAAGAAAGGCCA